CUGAGCAUGCGCACUGCAUCGGCGGCUGUAAGGGGACGGGGAGGACAUCACGGAAAAAACGUAGCAGCAGCAGCAGCAGCACCACAAACCCCACGCCGAGAUUUCGCCUCUCCGCUGCGCUAAAACUGCGCGACGAAAGCGGCCCACGACUAUGCCCGGCGCGGCGUUAAAGUGCGGGACGACCACUUGACAGGCCUGGGCGAGGUCUGAGCGGUUGCCGGGAGGAGAAAUACAUAUCUUCAUAUGGGAGAAGCAUGCGGGAAAUGGUCGGAGGUUGCUGCGUGUGUUCAGACGAGCGAGGCUGGGCUGAGAAUCCGCUGGUUUACUGUGAUGGACACGGCUGCAGCGUCGCCGUUCACCAAGCAUGCUAUGGCAUUGUCCAGGUGCCCACCGGUCCGUGGUUCUGUCGGAAGUGUGAGUCACAGGAAAGGGCAGCACGCGUGAGGUGUGAGCUCUGUCCCCACAAAGAUGGAGCCCUCAAGAGGACGGACAGCGGAGGCUGGGCCCACGUCGUGUGCGCGCUCUACAUCCCCGAGGUGCAGUUUGCCAACGUCCUCACCAUGGAGCCAAUCAUCCUGCAGUACGUCCCACAUGAGAGAUAUAUCAAG
Messenger RNA from Larimichthys crocea (large yellow croaker), 608 nucleotides. Its product is annotated as protein AF-17-like. The transcript is spliced from 4 exons. NCBI's taxonomy places the organism in Eukaryota, Metazoa, Chordata, Actinopteri, Sciaenidae. Gene Ontology annotation, biological process: regulation of transcription by RNA polymerase II. The annotation marks the transcript as partial. The record is from RefSeq and is a predicted model, not a curated record. Gene Ontology annotation, cellular component: nucleus. Gene Ontology annotation, molecular function: nucleosome binding; histone binding.